AUGUAUAAAAAGCUUCAGCAGUUUCAGCCACAUCUUGACUAUAGGAAGUAACAGAUUAUUCAUCUCAUCUCUGAUGUUGAAGACAUCAUGGCGAGUCCAGGUUUAACCUAUCGCAAGUGCACCAUUGAGAUUGAGAAUAAGUGCUCUGAGUUCACCCUGUGUAACCCUGUGUUGCACAUUUUCAGUGGAUCCUGUGAAAGUCCUCUGUCGCCAACACUUGCCCCGUCUGAAUCUGGCACAGCUCAGUUCAUCAAGACUUCUUACUCGGCACGUGGAGCUGUUGGAGUCUUCACUUACGAUAUCCAGAAUAAGUCUAAAGAGCUAACUCAUGGAAAAGUGGCUAUCAUGUUCUCUGUCCCUUUUGACUACAUGCUCUACUCUAAUGCGUACGCAGUGGGAGUCUUCGUCAAUGAUAAAAAGUGUGAUGGCAGCCUUUUUGAAGAGAUGUGUUACAACAAACAGUCUCCCCACACCCUCAAGGAGUUUGUCAGAGGGGAUGCUAAAGACUCCCAAAGUCUGACUCACAACAGUGAACAUGUUACCAUCCGAGCCACCAUGUCAGACAGUGCCACAUCUGUCGUCAAGAGUACCGCAGACCUCGUGCAUCAAACCUCGAUAUUCACCAACGUUUGCCCCCCCUACGUAAUGCUUCGGGUCCCGCAUUGGCGCAGCUUCACGGGUCAUCGGAGGCGACUGGCGCGGCUCCCCGGGGCGUCGGGGACGACUGGCAUCGGAGGCGAAUGGCAUCGGAGGCGAAUGGCAUCGGAGGCGAAUGGCAUCGGAGGCGAAUGGCAUCGGAGGCUUGGGCCCCGUCAUAACUGCUUGCAGUUCUAGUUUGAAGUUGAUUCUUCCCUGCACCUUAAUCCCAGUUGGCCCACUAAAACAGGCUGAAUAAGUUUGUCUUAUAGCAAAAGAUGAUUUUAUGAAUAAUGUCACUUUUUAUUCUCGGCAUUAGUUUGUCUUUUAAAUCUGAAUCUGUAUACACUUCUGUCAUUGUCUGGUUAGAUGCUACACUGCUCUUCCUUGUUGUGCUGCUGACUGUGUGAAUUACAUCAAGUUGAUUCUAAUCAAAUGUAAUCUACUGUUUGUGAUAAACACAUUUUUGUUUUUAUAAACACUUUUUUUUUUAAUUCUGUGAACAUGUGUAGUUCAUAAACAACGUGCCUGUGGGGC
Molecule: messenger RNA, 1173 nt
Organism: Perca flavescens (yellow perch)
Lineage: Eukaryota; Metazoa; Chordata; Actinopteri; Perciformes; Percidae
Product: bryoporin
Exons: 4
Coding region: 88-834 (248 amino acids)
Biological process (GO): pore complex assembly; monoatomic cation transport; cytolysis in another organism
Cellular component (GO): pore complex
Molecular function (GO): channel activity
Source: RefSeq, a predicted model, not a curated record